CGGAUUCCGAAAUUUCCGAACCUCCGGACCUCCGGUGGCUCCGGUUUGUAACGUGGAAAUUGGCGGGAAGGCGAGUUUGCCUUUCAGAAAAUGUCUGCUGCGUGUAACGCACUAUCAGGUUUCCUACGUGCGCCAUAAAUAUUUCGCUGACAUGGGUAUUUUAGGCUUAUCGAAGUUAAUAGCGGAUAUAGCUCCGGAAGCUAUCAAAGAACGAGAGCUAAAGCAUUAUUUCGGUCGCAAAAUAGCUGUCGAUGCAUCCAUGUGUUUAUAUCAGUUUCUCAUAGCUGUUCGCAGCGAGGGAGCCCAGCUCACUACUGUGGAUGGCGAAACGACCAGUCAUUUAAUGGGUACAUUUUAUCGUACCAUUCGCUUGGUAGAGCAAGGUAUAAAGCCUGUGUAUGUAUUUGAUGGAAAACCGCCAAAUCUAAAAAGUGGAGAAUUAGCCAAGAGGGCUGAGAGGAGAGAUGAAGCACAGAAACUCCUGCAGGCUGCUGAAGAAGAUGGAAAUGUGGAAGCUAUAGAUAAGUUUAAUAGAAGAUUGGUUAAAGUUACGAAAACUCAUGCUGAUGAGGCUAAAGAAUUACUUCGAUUGAUGGGCAUACCUUACAUUGAUGCUCCUUGUGAGGCUGAAGCACAAUGUGCCGCUUUAGUGAAAGCUGGUAAAGUCUUUGCAACUGCCACUGAAGACAUGGAUGCACUAACUUUUGGCUCCAAUGUGCUACUUCGACGUUUAACCUUUAGUGAAGCCAGAAAGCUACCUGUACAAGAAAUUCAUUUUGAUAAAGUUCUUGCAGGUUUGGAGCUAAAUCAUGAAGAGUUUAUUGAUCUCUGUAUUAUGUUGGGUUGUGAUUAUACAAAUAGUAUUAAAGGCGUUGGUCCAAAAAGAGCAAUAGAGUUGAUAAAAAAUCAUAGGUCCCUCGAAAAGAUUGUUGAAACUAUAGAUACCAAGAAAUAUCCCAUACCAGAAGAUUGGAAUUAUAAAGAGGCGAGAUUACUAUUUCAAGAACCAGAAAUAUCGAACCCAGACGACAUCCAGUUAAAAUGGUCCGAACCAGAUGAGGAAGGUCUGGUAAAAUUUUUAUGCGGCGACAAACAAUUUAAUGAGGAGCGGGUUAGAAACGGAGCUAAGAAACUUCACAAGGCUCGAAACACGUCCACGCAGGGCCGGUUAGACUCGUUUUUCAAAGUUUUACCGACCUCUACUCCAGCUCCAAAACGAAAGGCAGAAGAGAAAAAACCAUCAGCUAAAAAGACAAAGGGAGCAGGUAACAGCAAAUUUCGAGGUAAAGCAAAGUGAAAGCAAUAUUAUAAAUUUGACAAAAAAUGUAUAGCAAUGUAAUAACGUACUUGUAUCUUGUAUCAAACAUUUCUCGACACAAUGUAUUAUACAUGUGUCACACAUAAAUUUUUAUAAAUUUUUACGCAAACUGCAGUCUCAACUAGUAAAUACAAUAUAAAUUUUUCUAUUUAUUUCGUAAAAUAUAUACAAUAUUAGUGUACAAUAUAUAUCUUUUUAUAAAUUCCAUCGUAACGAAUAUUUAACAAUGUCACGACAUUUUUUAUAAAACUCUUUAUAAGCAACAUCGUUAUAUCAUUUGGAUUCAUGUAUUAUCAUCAAUAUAUUGUCAUUGUAUAUUUUAA
Molecule: messenger RNA, 1641 nt
Organism: Monomorium pharaonis (pharaoh ant)
Lineage: Eukaryota; Metazoa; Arthropoda; Insecta; Hymenoptera; Formicidae
Gene: Fen1
Product: flap endonuclease 1
Exons: 8
Coding region: 152-1297 (381 amino acids)
Cellular component (GO): nucleus
Molecular function (GO): magnesium ion binding; 5'-3' exonuclease activity; 5'-flap endonuclease activity
Source: RefSeq, a predicted model, not a curated record